UUUUAUUCACUCUUAUCAAAACCACACAAUUACAUACAAAUAGGGCCAUCUCCUAAGACUUCGGUAUUCAUAAUUUGUAUCACCUUUGAUAAGAAAUGAUUUUAAUACACAUGUUGAGAUACAUGCCUCUAAAAUUGUAUGCUCUUGUCAUUUUGGCAUUCAUUAUAUAUGUCGAGUCUAGAAAGCUAAAGAUCAUUUUGGGUAAGAAUAGAUUCUGAAAAUCAAUUCCAAAACUUUUCAAAUACCUCAAAGCUGUAACCGAAAUUUCCCGAUUGCACUGUUGUUUGGUCACACUCUUAUCACACCCCCGCACUCUACUCCCAUCUCUAAUUCGCGCGCGCUUGCCGCAUUUUCCGUAACUCUUGUUUUUGGAACUUCCUGCAUUACUGUGAUCGUAAAAGACCGGCGGAAUGGCGGCUCUGAGCAACCUUAAGCAGUGUCCGCCAUUCUCCAAUCUUUCGGAUCUGUCACACCGGCACAACCACAUUCCGGAGCUGGAACGCUAUCCGCGCAUCAGUCUGAAGAAUGAUAUCUCCACAAAUGCGGCGUCGCACCGCUACUACGGCACCCAGAGCUUCGUGGCGGUCGACGAGCGUGUCCUGAAGCGGAUCACCCGGACCUUCUUCGACGGCGGCUUCUGGGAAGCCCUGGCGGAGGCGAGGAGCGUCAAAAGCCGGGAACAGGCGCCUCUGGUAGCCCAGGUGGGCGACUGGAUUGAUAAGUUCCUGGGACUGGCCGGCGGCCUGAAGCUCAGGAUAUUCCCGCACACCCAGCAGCUCAGCGGAGAAGUGAUAGCCCAGUUUGUGGAGACCAGGGAUUGGAUGAACAGCGACGUGCGAUACGUGGCCUGGCACUGCCACUACUUCAAGCUAGCCGUGGCGGGAGUGGACGAUGUGGUCCGGAUUUACUCAAAGAACGUAAAGCAACCCAUUGUCUUGAAGAGCCCCACACAAACAGAUAUCACCUGCAUGGCCUGGCGACCGCUCUGCUCCGGGGAAAUAGUCAUCGGCUGCCGGCAGGGCCUGUGCUUCUGGAACGUGGACAACAGCCUGCACCUGGGACGCGCCAAUGCUCCGAGCCAGGCCUUCAGGCAUCCCUCAAACCUGCCCAUUACCUCCAUGCAGUGGAACAAGGACGGUAACCUGCUGGCCACCUCUUCGAUUGGCGAUCGCUCCAUCAUCGUCUGGCAGGUGGACAACAGGACACUACAGAGUCUGAACCGCUUGGGCCCGCCGGGCGGCCUGAUCAAGUGGUCGCCGGAAAAUGACUGGCUCUUUGCCGGCACCGUGGACCGGGUGUUCCGGGUGUGGAACUGCAACAACAAGUGGACCACAGAGCGCUGGGUGUGCGGCCCCGGUGGCCACGUCCAAACGGCCUGCUGGUCGCCCUGCGGACGCUUCCUGCUCUUUGUCAGCAGCACCGAACCCAUCCUCUACCGUCUCCAGUUUGUCCAGCAAAGUAUGCUUCAAGCUUCCGCUGAGGAGAAGGAGGUCCUGCCGAUAGCCGAUUUGAAUGCCUGCAGCAUCGAUGCCAACCAGACGCUGAUCGGAGGCCCGGCCCAGCAGCUGGCCUGGGACCCGCACGGCAACUACCUGGUGGUCACCUUCAAGGCCACCAACUGCAUCGCCGUCUUCCGCACCUUCAUCCAGAAGUUCGACUUGCAGAUCUCGGCGGCGUACUUCCUAAGCGGGGAGACGGCUGCGGAGCACCCGAGCUUCGUCUGCUUCCAGCCCCUGAACAAGGACAACGACCGAUCUGUCCUGACCAUUGCCUGGUCGUCGGGCCGCAUCCAGUACUGCCCCUUCGACUAGGCCUUGUUUUUGGAAUAGUUUAUUCUUUAUUUGGUUCUUCUAAGUGUUAGUACACAAUUGAAUAAAGUAACACUUGAUAUUUUUGGGAAA
Molecule: messenger RNA, 1901 nt
Organism: Drosophila ananassae
Lineage: Eukaryota; Metazoa; Arthropoda; Insecta; Diptera; Drosophilidae
Product: aladin
Exons: 5
Coding region: 411-1811 (466 amino acids)
Biological process (GO): nucleocytoplasmic transport
Cellular component (GO): nuclear pore
Molecular function (GO): protein binding
Source: RefSeq, a predicted model, not a curated record